AUGUACCUCAUCAUGGGCCGAGCAAUGGGUCCGACUCUCCACUCAAUCUCAGUCACAAUGCCCGCCAUCAACUCCAUCGUUGUUCGCGACGCUGUCCACCAGCUCGCCAAGCGCAACUGGGCUUCUCAGGAGGCCGGUGUCAUCGUCGUCUUCUGCAUCGUCUUCCUCGUCGCUUGCGGUCUGAUCGGUCUCUGGAUUUCUCGCCUCAUCUCCCGCCGCAAGGCCAAGCGGGCUGCCUCCCAGGUCUAA
Molecule: messenger RNA, 249 nt
Organism: Colletotrichum truncatum
Lineage: Eukaryota; Fungi; Ascomycota; Sordariomycetes; Glomerellales; Glomerellaceae
Source: RefSeq, a predicted model, not a curated record